Blastomyces dermatitidis ER-3 is the source of this 1443-nucleotide messenger RNA. RefSeq lists its product as uncharacterized. Bases 233 to 916 code for a protein of 227 amino acids. The record is from RefSeq and is a predicted model, not a curated record. The transcript has a single exon. NCBI's taxonomy places the organism in Eukaryota, Fungi, Ascomycota, Eurotiomycetes, Onygenales, Ajellomycetaceae.
CACGGAUCUUGCGAAGCUCAAGGUAGGUGGGGUAAUUACGGCGCUUCCAGCAUUGGCUGGGCUGAUAAAGCGCUGUGAUAUUCCACAGAUGGAGACGUUUCGCUUUCCAUGGUCAUUAUUUCUAAGAGAGCAGAAUUGAUAAUGGCCAACACUCAGAGACUUCUGGACUAUUUGAUGGUGGCACCGCCGGGGCUCCCUACAGAAGAAACUAACAAAACGUCCAACACGACAAAUGACCAAUAUAGUUGGAGGCAGAUCAACAGCGUUUGGUCAAUGGUCUGAAUUCACCUACGCCCAUAUUAUGCAGCUUUAUGGGACCUUGCUUCAGCAAGUGCAAAUUGAGAAUGAACCAAUGCCGAACUCUCCUCCACAGCCUAUAAACACUGAGCCGAUGUUCGCAGUCCAUUUCACUACCUAUGUUCAAAGUCGACUACGCCGUGCGCUGCGAAGUAGUUUCCAGCAUCUUGCACCUCAGCUUGCCAAUCUGCAUCUUACUCCCAUCACAGUUGACAUAGGUGAUGCAGCUCAAAUUAUCAACAACUUCUGUCCUGAUAUUGCCUUUUUCCGAGCCGGCAGUACUCUCAACUCCUCCCCAAAUCGCUGUCCAGGAGACCUAAAGGUGUCAUGGAAAUGGGGAUCUGACUGGGCAGCAGCGGAGUCGCAGAUAGAUCGCACGGAGUAUUUGCAGGUUCUGUCACAGAUCAACUUCUACAUGAAACAGCACAAUGCGCGGUACGGCUUUGCCCUAACUGAUACUGAAUUGGUCCCUAUUAAGAGACUCGAUGUGAAUGGCAACCUGUUGGUAGCACGGGCCAUACCAUGGGAAGCAGGAGGGCCUGGGCGUUUGACCGUUCUUAUGGGACUUUGGUAUCUCGGGAUGUUGGGUGCAGCGGAUGAUGACUGGCAGCUUCUAUAGAACACUACAGAGGUUGUAUAUUGUGUGACAUGCUAGGGUGUUAAAAAUUUCCAGAGCUCCUGCCUCUCCUCUCUCGCUCUCAUUUUUUGUUAUACCACGGCUCCCUAAACUAUUCCGACUACUGGGUCUACGAUCGUUUGGGUAGGUACAAUUGAAAUGGAAAGAGUGUAGAGAUGAGGGAUGCGAAAAAUUUAUAGCUUGGUACACGAAUCGCUUGGUCUUCGUGAGACUUGACCAAUAGACAGAUACAUACUUCCUGGUUCCUCACUAUCGGAAGGGUGUGAUGCUCUUGGGGUCGGUCUGUAUGCGCGUGUGGACGAACCGUCAUCCUAGUAAUAUUUUGUAUUCGGGGGGAGACCCUGUUUCUGAUCAUCUGCCUGUAAAAUCUGUCAGUGGCAAGGAAACAAGGAGCAAACAUCGUCUGAGGCACCAACAAGUUUCACUCCAACACUCUCAACCCGCCUAGUUUCAAUCUCAAUCCAGCCACGUUCCCUAUCUCCAAUGUAGGUGCUAUCAGGGUAAGUGAU